Messenger RNA from Seriola aureovittata, 6605 nucleotides. It is a transcript of the gene sema5ba, whose product is annotated as sema domain, seven thrombospondin repeats (type 1 and type 1-like), transmembrane domain (TM) and short cytoplasmic domain, (semaphorin) 5Ba. The transcript has 24 exons. NCBI's taxonomy places the organism in Eukaryota, Metazoa, Chordata, Actinopteri, Carangiformes, Carangidae. The record is from RefSeq and is a predicted model, not a curated record. The coding region runs from base 447 to 3830 and encodes 1127 amino acids. Gene Ontology annotation, molecular function: chemorepellent activity; semaphorin receptor binding. Gene Ontology annotation, biological process: axon extension; axon guidance; negative regulation of axon extension involved in axon guidance.
CGCACUGGACGACCGCGCUGUUGCGACACUCUUCCACCUCUGCGGGGGUGUCCAUGCGCUUCCUCCCUACAUUGCGCAAAUCGGCCCCCAUCACUCCUCUCCUCCCACCGCCCCCCUCCCCCCCUGAAGCCGGUGGUAUCGUCCGACGAUCAAGGAGAGAGAGAGCGCAGUUGUCGGCUGCAGGUCGUUCGGAGAGGGACGCGCUGAGCGGCUGAGGACACAACACUAGACCCCGUCUUUAUUUUGUCUCUACUGCCCAGUGGUGCGAGUCUGAUUCUCUCCUCGUCUCUGCCUGGCAUUGUCAUCAACUUGGGGAAUACAAACAUCUUCGAAGAAUUGGUUUGAAAAGGACAGACGGCCCUCUCAGCCCCGUCCCCACACCCCAGUGAUGCUUAGCUGCUGUAUCCUAGAGGCCCACCUUGGCAGUUAGAGGAGAGGUCAUCACCAUGACAGCGUCCUCGCAGGACUCCACACCUUCGUCUAUGGCUGGCCUCUUCCUGCUCCUCCUCCUCCCGGCUGUUUUCACACAGAAGUCAGUCCCGACAACCCCGACCCCGCCGUUGUUUGACCCGCUGACCCAACCAGAGUGCACAAAGAAAGAACAUCCAAAGGUUUCCAUCCAAGCACUCAGUCCAUGGAUGUCUACUUUCUCCCACCCUGGCGUGAGAGACUACUCCCAGCUCACCCUUGACCUGACUAGGAAUGAGCUUAUUGUGGGUGCCAGAAACUACCUGUUCAGACUGGACCUCAGUAACAUGUCGCUGAUACAGGCAACAGAAUGGGCACCGGACGAGGAAACCAGGAGGUCCUGUCAGAGCAAAGGCAAAACAGAGAUUGAAUGUCAGAACUACAUCAGAGUCCUGCUGGUGAACAAGACUGAGGUCAUGACCUGUGGAACCAAUGCAUUCCUGCCACUAUGUAUUACCCGAGAGGUGGGCAACAUGAGCAGCGUGCUGGAGCGGGUGAACGGCGUGGCACGCUGCCCGUACGAUCCUCGCCACAACUCCACAGCAGUCGUGACGGAGAGCGGAGAGCUGUACGCCGCCACCGUUAUUGACUUCUCUGGCCGUGACCCCGUCAUAUACCGCAGCCUGGGGGGCAUGCCGCCUCUCCGGACCGCCCAGUACAACUCAAAAUGGCUCAACGAGCCCCACUUCAUCUCAGCGUACGACAUCGGCCUCUUCACCUUCUUCUUCCUGAGGGAGAACGCGGUGGAGCACGACUGUGGCAAGACGGUCUAUUCCCGCGUAGCGCGAGUCUGCAAGAAUGACAUCGGCGGGCGUUUCCUCCUGGAGGACACCUGGACCACGUUCAUGAAGGCGAGGCUCAACUGCUCCCGCUCCGGGGAGAUCCCCUUCUACUACAACGAGCUGCAGAGCACCUUCUACCUGCCGGAGCAAGACCUCAUCUACGGCAUCUUCACGACCAAUGUCAACAGUAUUGCAGCAUCCGCAGUGUGUGCCUUCAACCUGAGCGCCAUUACCCAGGCCUUCAAUGGGCCCUUCCGCUCCCAGGAAAACCCUCGCUCCACCUGGCUCCCCACGCCCAACCCCAUCCACAACUUCCAGUGUGGUACUAUAGAUGACGAGGGUCCCAAUGAGGGUUUGACAGAGCGCAGCCUGCAGGACGCCCAGAGACUUUACCUGAUGAACGACGUGGUCCAGCCGGAGUCUGUUGAUCCGCUGGUCAUGCAGGACGACGUUCGCUUCUCCAACCUGGUUGUGGACAUUGUUCAGGGCAUGGACACCCUCUACCAUGUUAUUUAUAUCAGCACAGAAUAUGGCACCAUCCUGAAGGCGCUGGCUACGCCCAACAAGAACCUACAAGGCUGUUACCUGGAGGAGAUGGAGCUCCUCCCAUCAGGGGUACGAGAACCAAUCCUCAGCCUGCAGAUCCUGCACAGCGACAGGUCGCUCUUCGUUGGGCUCAACAACAGAGUCCUGAAAAUCCCACUGGAGAGGUGCUCCACCUACAAAACAGAGACGCUGUGCUUGGAGGCGAGGGACCCCUACUGCGGCUGGGACUUCAGGCAGCGCAGAUGCACCACGCUAGAGGACAGCUCCAACAUGAGCCAGUGGAAGCAGAACAUCACCGUUUGUCCGCUGCGGAACCAGACCACCAAUGGUGGCUUCGGACCCUGGGCGCCAUGGCAACCCUGCAACAACGAUGACGGUGUGGAUGGCGUGAGCUCCUGUUUGUGUCGCUCCAGGUCUUGUGACAGCCCCACCCCUCGAUGUGGGGGCAAAAACUGUGAGGGCCCCACCAUCGAAGUCGCCAACUGCUCCAGAAACGGAGGCUGGACGCCCUGGUCGUCAUGGGGACAGUGCAGCACAACCUGUGGCACGGGCUUCGAGCUGCGGCAGCGCUCCUGUAACAACCCUUCACCCCGGCACGGCGGCCGUGUGUGCGUGGGGCCGAGCAGGGACGAGAGGUUCUGCAAUGAAGGGGUGUCCUGUCCUCAGCCCAUCUUCUGGUCUCCAUGGGGAUCGUGGACCAAGUGCAGCACCGAGUGCGGGGGUGGUGUCCACUCCAGGGUCCGUACUUGUGAGAAUGGCAACAGCUGCCCGGGAUGUGCACUGGAAUACAAGGCCUGUAACCUGGAGGCGUGUCCAGAGGUGAAGAGGAACACACCUUGGACACCUUGGAUGCCCGUCAAUGUUACGCAGGGCGGAGCUCGUCAGGAGCAGAGGAUGCGCUACAUGUGCCGAGCGCACCUGUCUGAUCCCCACGAGCUGCAGAUCGGACGCAGGAAGGUGGAGACGCGCUUCUGUCCCAACGAUGGUACAGCAGCCUGUGAGACAGACACCCUCGUCGAGGAGCUCUUGAAGACACCGGUGGUGAGAGUGGCGGGCGCUGGCUGGUCGUCAUGGGAGACCUGGUCAAGCUGCUCACAGAGCUGUGCCAAAGGUUACCGCACCCGUCGGCGAACCUGUGCUGGGCCGGAGGGGAAGAGUGCUCCUGUUGCGUGCCGUGGCUCGCCUGUGGAGUACCAGGACUGUAAUGUCCAGGCAUGUCCUGUGAAAGGUGCGUGGUCCUGCUGGUCGUCCUGGUCUCAGUGCUCGGUGGGUUGUGGCGGCGGUCACUACCAACGCACGCGCUCUUGCAACAGCCCUGUGCCUUCCAACGGAGGGGACAUCUGCAUAGGACUGCACACAGAAGAGGCCCUGUGCAACACACACACCUGCGAUGAUGGUUGUGCCGCGAGAAGGGAACAGGUGGUGGAGACUGAGCAGCCUGUCGCUGAGCACCAGACUGAUAGGGAAGGUGGCUGGAUGGCCUGGUCGCUGUGGUCGGCCUGUGAUGAUUCAGGCUUGCAGAUGAGGAGUCGGGUGUGUGGUGCUCAGGGCAACACCCCCUGUGUGGGGAACAGCACUCAGCGCAGAGACUGCAAUGAAAUACCUGUCAUUCUCCCUGCAUCUGGUUUUGAUAAGGACAAACACUGUGGAGCGUUCACCUCCAUCCACCUAAUCGCCACCGGUGUGUCUUGUUUCCUCGGGGCGGGGCUGCUGUCCUUCCUGAUCUACGUCUACUGUCAACGUUUCCACAAGCCCUCGCAGGAGUCUGCCGUCAUUCACCCCACCACCCCGAACCACCUCAACUAUAAGGGCAACACCACGCCAAAGAACGAGAAGUACACGCCCAUGGAGUUCAAGACACUGAACAAAAACAACUUGCUGCCAGAUGAAAGAUCCAACUUCUACCCAACACCGCUGCAGCAGACGAACGUCUACACCACCACCUACUAUCCCACAGCGCUCGGCAAGUUCGACUACCAGCCCAACUCCUCCCCUUCGCCAUGCAGGACCUACAACCACAGCAACAACAGCUGAGACACGCCCCACAACUGGCUCUCCUGCUCCCCCGCCCCCCCUGCCGCCGCCCCAAACGAACACCACCCCAAUGCCAUGGUGACAUAACUGAACCGACAUGAACUGAAAUGUUUCUCAGAGCCAGAGGUUCCUCCGUUCGCCAUCGCCCCUCUCCUCACCCCCGUAGUCUCUUCCGCAUGGUAGGGUUUGUGUUUUCAAGGGCGUUUCUGGAACUUUCCAUUAGAAGACGUGGGUUUGGACAACAAUGCCCAUGUCCUGGUGCAGUCAGGGACUGAUGCAACCAGCUCGGGGGUGUUAUUUUAAGGGCCUGACUUGACAAAGCAGUGUCAACCCGGAGCUUCGUCUUCAUGUGGGGAUCCAGUGGAAAACGAUGAGUCAUGGCUUUAGACUGAUUAAUGUGACCUGAACACCUCAGCGCAGGUGCUGAGUCUAGAAUCCACAAUUGCAGAAAAGAACGAGAACAGAACAUUUAAAAAAAAAAAAAAAUCCAUUUCUCUGGAAUUGGGUCACCGCUUUACGCCUCUCCAUUUCAAGCCCCAUUCUCAGCCUGUAAUGAACUUGGAGUCCCUCGACAACAAAAGCAGUUACUGAGAACAAACAGCGCAUAUCAUUACAUCCUUGCCACACAGCACGGCACGAGAGAGCAACAACAAAAGAGAAAACUCAAUGAAGUCGAUGAUGAAAUAAAUUAGAGAUCAAUAUCAGCUUGGUUCUUCGGGAGCGGAUGCACACCCUGCAUUGUUGGAAUUUCACGUGACAGAAAAGAUAAGAACUUCAGAGUCGAUUUAGUGUUUGAAUGGAUGUUUGGAGGAGUCGCAACGCUAAACAUCAGCCUGAGGUGGAGAGAAAUAAUCUCUAAAAUCUGCCUGUGAUCGGAGUCACGCCUUUUGCGGACAAGGACGUUCAUUCGUAGAGUCGAAGCAAGGGGGGUUGUGGGACGCGGUCUGAAAUGUACAUAAAGCUUUGGGAAUGCCUUGGGUGCCUGUAUGCAAUAGAGGGCAGGGGCGAGGUUUGUUUCCUUUCUAUUUCUUCUGUUUUAUUUUUUCCCAAGAACAAUAAAGACUUCUGAAAGAGAAUUGAUUGAUUCUCCAAUUGAUUCUCCAAAGGAUGCAUCAAUUCUACUGAGUGUUAAAUAGCUCGGUGGUCAUAUCAAAUAUGGCCAGUGUGCUGAACAACUGGAUUGGGUUUUCUAUGAUGGUAGAAUAAGCUAGUAGACUGGCACUUGUUCUUUUUUUUUUUCUUUUUUUUUAGUGUUUGUUUUUUAAGAUAAUUGUUUUAUGCUCUGAUGAGCUGUAGCAUAGGAGGACAUAUUUUGUUAAAUAAGAUAUAGCUGAUUAAUUGUUGUUUCUCUAAUUUCACUUCAAUGAACAAACACAUUCCUUUUGCUUUCUUGAUUUUUUUUUUAAACAGUUUGUCGCAUCUUCAAUACCUGAAAUGUUAACACGAAGAAAAAGAUUACUGAUAUGGUUUUUACAAAAAAAAUUAUUGUAACAAAACAUUUAUUUGGCCCUGCUUGAAAAAGAAGAACAAAAAAACACAAAAAAAAGUAAAUUAUGCUUGCUUAGAAGUUUGCCUGUGUGAAGAUCAAACUGAGUGCAUGUGUGUGUAGAUGUGUGUACAUGCAAACACAUGUACUCUAUGUGUGUCUGUAUGCCUGAAUGAGCAAAGGGGUGUAACUGUAUUUUGUACAAUGUAAAUGCUUUCAUACAUAUGACUAUAUAUGAGAAGACAUUUGUUUUGUUUUUGUUUUAUUCUUUGGUGCAUUUUGUUUCCACAUUCUGUCACUGACACUCCAGGCACUCUACUGGUUUUUCUAUAUUUCAUGUAUGAGAUGUUAAUCAUUGUAAGUUAAAGCAUCGCACCUCUGGUUCCCACAGAGGUGGAACAGACUCUAUUUAUAGUCAAAGCUUGGUUUAUAAAAGGGCAUUUUCACAGCUAUAUUUUAUUAUUAUUGCCUGAUCGAUGAAUGCUAACCCAGCAAUGCUUUUCACAUCAGCUACUGUACAUGCACGAGAUGAGAGCUCUAUCUGUAUAUAGGAGCGACAGCCUUCUGCAGCCCAUCUAAUGACCCUGAAGAGGAUCGUGUAAAUGUAUCUGUAUAUUGUAUAGCUAACACUGUUUGUUUAAAAAAAAAGCCUUAUAGUUGUUUAAAAAAAAAAAAAAAAAAAAGUGCAGCAGCUAAGUACACACCAACCAUGAGGUUUGUUUGGGGACAGAGCUCCACAAUGUGACCCAACUGCCUGUGGCUUACGACCUUUCCCAGCUGCUCAAACAUCAAAUUUCCAGAGAGACACAUGAACCCCGGCUGAAAAUAACUCAGCAUAGCACUGAUAAUAUGAGAGAGUAUCAAAUAGUACAGACAGCUUCUGAAUUCAGAAUUCAGAAGUCGGCUUUUUGAUCAAAGCUAACCCUCUAUUGGCCUGUUGUGAAAGCCUGCCGUCUGAUUGGUCAAUUUUGAGCUCUGUCCCCUGCGAUGUGAGGCUCUGUGCCCUUCUAUGCAACUUACCAGGUGUACUGUUAGACCUGUCAUGUAGACUGUAAUCACUGCCUUUUAGACACUGUGAAUUUUUUGGUACCCUAUAUUUUUGUAUAUUGUACAUUAUAAAGGAUAAUAAACCUUGAUGCCAACGCACCCGGUGUGGCUAGUAAGCUCUGUUGGAGUUACAGUUUUGGGGAGGAUUUGAAUUUUUUUUUUUUUUUUUUUUUUAAAGGCUGACAUUUGUGGUAUUUUUAAACUGAAGGUGUCAAUAAAGAGUUGAAGAUGGUGCGGUCUGA